Molecule: messenger RNA, 4446 nt
Organism: Stegodyphus dumicola
Lineage: Eukaryota; Metazoa; Arthropoda; Arachnida; Araneae; Eresidae
Source: RefSeq, a predicted model, not a curated record
AUUUAUUAUCUGCAGGGAAAGAGUUAAAAUGAUAUUUUUACAUCUGUACUGAUUUUCUUGAAGCUAUGUUACUGCUGGCGCCAUCUAGCGUCCAGAACAUCAUCUAAAAGUAACAGGAUCGUAAAAAAAAAUAAUAUGAAAAUGUAAUAUAUUUCCUUUUCACGGGGUACGAACUCGCUACCACCCAAUAAUUAAUAAAAAGGGAUUGAGGGGGACCGCAUCCAAGUCUUUAAGCGAUACCCCACAAUUCCUUGGUUGAUAUGGUUCUUAAUUAUCUGCAUAAGGUUUUUCCGUGCUCCGCCAUCUUGGAUUUCCUCUAUAGCCGCCAUUUUGAAGAAUUUUCUUGGUGGGUAAAUGACGUCACCCUUAUCAUGUUUGUGCAUGAUUUGGUUGGGAAAUGGCGUCUGCCUUUUCACUCCCUUUGUGUAGACAUCCGCGUAGGUGAACGAAUACAUUUCUGUGGACCAAUCAGAAAGCAGAAAAAUGAUGUCAUGCCCUCUUAACCAAUCCGCGUAUUCAGACAAAGUAAAAAGUUCGGAGCCGAGUUUCAACCGCUGGAUUGCCUCCGAAAUUCAUUACUUGCUAAAUUCUAGAAGUUUGUUACCACGCUUUUUGAAAAAACAAGAAAUUCUCUUCGUAUCUGCGAAAAUGGCUUCAAGAAACAGUAAACGUUCUUUGGAACCCUUUUUUGAUCAAUGUGAGGAUUCCGAUGUAUCUGUAAGAGAUUCUAAUGAUCAAUGUGAGGAUUUCCAUGCGCUUUUAAGAGAUUCUGAUGAUGAGUGCCUGAGUGAAACAUCUCAAAUAUUCAUCGAAAAUCCUAUUGACGGCAUUGAAAAUUAUUUUAGUGAUUCAGGAGAUGAACUCUUAAGUGAAACUUCGCAGAUAUUUUUGGAGAAUCCUUUGGUUUUGCCUCUUUACUAUCAAGUAGGCUCGGGAUAUGAGACUCAACCUUCUGCUCCAUCUAAAGGACCUGCAUAUGUGGAACAUGACAUUUCAGUAAAUAUGGAAAAUGCUAUUAUACUCAAAGAGAAGGCACGGCGUCGUAACCGAAAGUAUCAAGGCGAGGAAAUAACCUUCCAGGCACGUGUUGAUAUGAAUCGUCUGCCUCAAAAUAUUCGCAACAGGCCUCUUCUAGCCGUAACUGAAUCUGUUAGACAGCUGUUUGAAAUAUUAAUUCAACGGUCAACAGAAAAUCUAAGGCCGACAGAUUGGAUACGAAUGUGUAUCCAAGCCGAUGGAUUGGAUAAACCCAUGUCUACGAAAAUUAUUGCCGUAUCUUCCAUGACGGUGGAGACCGUAUUAUCGGUUAUUAUGAAAGUUCUGCAGUCAAAAGAUGAAAUUCGGCUGGAUUCAGGCUUCCUAGUAGAUGUGAUCACGAUUCGCAGGGAUAUCGGUGCAGGUAGAGCAAAGAUAAUCAACAUUCAAGUAGAUCGUCUUAAAAAACGCUCUGUCCUUUCCAUCCCGUCAGAUGAUGAAGGGUUGUGUUGCGCAAAAGCAAUCGUAUAUGCCCUAGCUUAUCUUGAGCAAGACAAGUCAGCGCUUAAUUCUCUACGGGAUCGGAGACGAUCUGUUCUAAUGCUACGAGCUCAAGAAUUACACAAGUGUGCUGGAGUUCCUCUUGGUCCUUGUACAUACACUGAAAUCUGCACAUUUGAAAAUCAUCUAAAUAUACAAAUCGUAGUAAUAAGCAGUGAAAAUUUAAAUAAAGUCUCGUAUAAAGGAAGAUAUCGAACUCGUCGCAUUAAUUUGUGGCAACACAAUGGCCAUUUUGAUGUCAUUACAAAUUUACACGGUUUUUAUGGUUCGAAAAACUAUUGCGAAAAUUGUGAAAAGCCAUAUGACCGUCCAGAAGAUCACAGGUGUGACAAUAUGUGCCAUGUCUGCCUAAGAUUUCAAUGCGUUCCAGCAUUGCCUAAAAGAUGUAAAGAUUGUGAUCGCCUCUGUCAAUCUGAGGACUGCUUUGCAGCGCAUAAAGCCGUCACAGGUAGACAAGAGCAUUCAGUAUGCGAUAGGAUGUAUCAGUGCAGACAAUGCUCAAAAGUUAUCAUGCGACGGCAGUGUCCUAAAAUUUUACAUCGUUGCGGGACUAUCAAAUGCCCUUCGUGUAAAGAGUAUGUUAUAGCGUCAGAACAUCAUUGUUUCUUACAACUCAUUUCUGCGAAAAGUCCAUCCGAUAAAUUAAUUUUCUUUGAUUUCGAAACUGACCAAUCAUCAGGGGAACACAUCGUAAACUUUGCUGUAGCGCAGUACAAAGAUGGCCAAGAGAAAAUAUUUAAAGGAUACGAAGCAUGUCAUGAAUUCUGCUCUUGGCUGUUUACAACAGUGCACAAAAAUUACACUGUUAUUGCACACAAUAUGAAGGGAUUUGACGGUCAGUUUAUAAUGGCAUGGCUUUUAGAACAGGGUACGGCACCUGAAGUAAUCCCUAAUGGCUCUAAAGUGAUGGUAAUCACCCAUACCGCCCUCAACAUAAAACUUAUUGAUUCUUUUAAUUUCCUGCCGAUGGCUCUCUCAAAGCUGCCUGCUUGUUUCGGCCUUACAGAACUAAAAAAAGGAUAUUUUCCGCACCUUUUCAACAAGAAAGAAAAUCAAAAUUAUGUGGGAUUUUUACCUGAGCCUAAGUACUACAAUCCUGAUUGUAUGACUAGUGCGGUGCGAACCUCCUUUUUGGAAUGGCAUAAAGAACACGAGAAGGAUAUAUUUGAUUUCCAAGAAGAAAUUCUCACGUAUUGCCGAUCAGAUGUUGAUAUCCUUCGUAGAUGUUGCGUUGAAUUUAGAAAUCAGUUUUUAGAAAUUACAGGAGUAGACCCCUUUUGUUACAUAACCAUUGCAUCAGCGUGUAUGGCGGUUUACAGAUCCCGACACAUAAUACCUAAUACCAUCGCAAUGAUACCUGUAGGAGGUUAUAUCAAUCGCACGAAUCAUAGUCCUGACUGUAUUCGUUGGCUUGAUUUUAUUGCCCAAAAAGAGAGCAUUGAAAUCGAACACGCUUUGAACGGAAAAGGAGAAAGACGAUUGGAUGGUAUAUCUGUAGACGGAUAUUGCAAAGAAACAAAUACUGUUUAUCAAUACUACGGAUGUUUCUUUCACGGUUGCUCCACCUGUUUUGACGGAGAUGCACUCCACCCCAUAACAAAAUUACCCAUGUCGACAUUGCGACAACAAACGGUAGACAAGACUUACCAGCUACGUGAUCGAGGGUAUAAUGUAAUUGAAAUGUGGGAGCAUGAGUUUGAGAUGAAAAAGAAAACAGAUGAAAAAGUAAAAUAUUUUCUUCUAAGUCACGAGCUUCAGGAUCGAUUGAAUCCUAAAGAUGCUUUCUUCGGCGGGCGGACAAAUGCCAUUCAGCUGUAUUAUGAGGGUGAUGCAAAGUAUGUGGAUUUCACUUCACUGUAUCCAUGGGUCAAUAAAUACUGUUUGUACCCCGUCGGACACCCUAAUAUUAUUACUGAAAAUUUUGAUGCCUUGGAAAACUAUUUCGGUAUUAUAAAGUGCCGAAUACUGCCUCCUCGAGGUUUAUACCUCCCCGUAUUGCCGUACAGAGCACAAAAUAAACUGAUGUUUCCCCUCUGCAAGACUUGUGCUGAAUUAAUGUAUCAAGGCAUUUGCCAGCACUCAGAUGAUGAGAGAGCCAUCAUUGGCACAUGGGUGACUGAAGAAGUCAAAUUAGCAGUGAAAAAAGGUUACUGUAUAACAAAGAUUUAUGAAGUGUACCAUUUUUCUCAAUUUACGGAUACUCUAUUUCAAUCUUAUAUCAACUUGUUUUUAAAAAUAAAACAAGAAAGCAGCGGCUGGCCAGCCGAUUGUGUAAGCUCGACCGAACGAAAACGCUACAUUGAAGCCUAUUUUGAGCGAGAGGGUGUGCAGCUUGAUGAAUUUAAUAUUAAGAAGAAUCCUGGAAGACGGCAAGUAGCCAAAUUGGCUUUGAACAGCUUCUGGGGGCGAUGGGGAAUGAACCUGAACAAGAUACGUUUGACUUAUGUUCAUACAUUACCUGAUUUCAAUAAAUUAUUAGCAGAUCCAACAAAAAAUAUCAAAGACUUAUAUUUUCCGACUCCUGAAGUAGCUGCUGUGCAAUGGGACUAUAAACAUUAUUUUGUUCCACAGGACACAUCCACAAAUGUGUUCUUGGCAGCUUUUACUACUGCAUGGGCACGGUUAAAGCUUUACAGUGAAAUGGAGAAGUUGGGCCGUGCUGUGUUGUAUCAUGACACGGAUUCAAUUAUAUACGCAAGCGAUUUUACCAACGAUCCGCCUCUUGGUAAUUUUUUGGGGGAUUUUACAGAUGAACUCAAUGGAGAUACUAUUACUACAUUUGUCUCUGGAGGCCCUAAAAAUUACGCUUAUGUAACAGCCCGAGAGGAAUUCGACUCGAAACUCAACAUUCGAUUUGAGAUUGUGCAAAAUUACAUGAUACUGUUCAAAAUCAUCUCAUUUAGAGAUUAA